Molecule: messenger RNA, 1913 nt
Organism: Ictalurus punctatus (channel catfish)
Lineage: Eukaryota; Metazoa; Chordata; Actinopteri; Siluriformes; Ictaluridae
Gene: irf7
Product: interferon regulatory factor 7
Exons: 9
Coding region: 130-1404 (424 amino acids)
Biological process (GO): regulation of transcription by RNA polymerase II; immune system process
Cellular component (GO): nucleus
Molecular function (GO): DNA-binding transcription factor activity, RNA polymerase II-specific; RNA polymerase II cis-regulatory region sequence-specific DNA binding; protein binding
Source: RefSeq, a predicted model, not a curated record
CAACCAUAUAUGGAUAGAACCCCCGGUUAGCUAUUGAUCGACGUCACUCUGGAUAUAAACACGCAGUUCGGUGAGAAAAACUAGAAAACACGGAUUGACAAAGCGUGUGAGCACCAGGCCUACAGCGACAUGUCGAUAAUAAACAGCUCAGUGCGACCGCAGUUCAGACAGUGGCUCCUAGAGCAAGUGCAGUCCAGACGUUACGAUGGACUUUACAUGAUCGACAGAGACACAUUCCGCAUCCCCUGGAAGCACAACUCGAGGAGAGACCUCGGAGACGAGGAUAACAGAAUAUUCCGAGAAUGGGCUGUGGUUAGUGGUAAGAUCCAUGAGUAUCCCAAUGACAAGGCAAAGUGGAAGACCAACUUCCGCUGUGCCCUCAACGGCCUCACGCAGUUCAAGAUGAUCCAAGACAACUCCAAGGAGGAGAAUCCCCAUAAAAUCUACCGCAUCAUACAUCCUGAAAACCAUCAGCAGAGCUCGAGUAUUCACAUUGAAGCCCUGUAUAGCUCCACGAACAAUCAAUGUGAAGAAAUGGAGUAUGAUUUGCCAAACCACAUGCACACCUUGCAUCUAAAUCAGCAGCCUACAGAAAUACUAGAUUGGUCAGAAUACCAACAACCUACUCAAAACCUAGCAGAUCACACCAACUACUGUGGCCCCCAAAUGCCAUUUGUGCAGCAGCACUGCCUUCCGAAUAACAUGACUGUUUCAGCACCAACUGCGGUACCGCUAGCCUACAAUAUAGUGUAUCCUUUCAACCUGCCUUCUAUCAAUGAGCUGGAGAUCUCCAUUCACUACAGGAAAAUGGAGAUGAUGAAGAUGCAUUGUGUAGGUCCACACAUUCAGCUCCACUCUCAGUGUGAUCAGUCAGAGCUGAGGGGCACGUCCGUGCCCUUCCCCAGCACCGAGCAGCUCACUGACCACAAACAGGUCCAGUACACCAAGCGCCUCCUGGACAACAUUAAGAGGGGUCUGCUCCUGGAGGUCUGCUCCUCAGGCAUCUACGGCUACCGCCAGGACAAAUGCAACGUGUUCCUUAGCACCUGCGAUCCUGCUGAGAUCCAGAACCCAGAGCCCAGAAAGCUGCUCCAGAACCAGAGUGAACUGCUGUUCAGCUUCGAAAAGUACAAAAAAGAUCUCAUGGACUUCAAAGAGAACAGACGUGGAUCUCCUGAGUACACCAUCUAUUUGUGCUUCGGGGAGAAGUUCCCAGAUGGAAAGCCACUGGACAGAAAGCUGAUUGUCGUGAAGGUAGUGCCUCUGAUUUGUCGUGAGUUGCAUAAGGCAGCACAGCUGGAUGGAGCGUCGUCUCUACAAAAUGACAACAUCAGCCUGCAGUUCUCCCACAACAGCCUGUUUGAACUGAUUGAAGCAACUUUCUCACCACCUCUAGCUGUAUAAAGUGUUUUGCCUUCGACACUGUAUGCUGCUCUCUGCAGUAAUAUGAUAAGCAUGGUUUUAACCACAAUACUGGCUUCACUCAUUCUCUCAGUCAUGCAGCACUUCUUGGCCACAGCAAUGCAGAACUAUUGUCUACAAAACAUCGCUGUUAUGCUGCCCGUUAUGCUUCCAAAAUGAAAUGGGUAUCCCAAACUCUAGCAGUUAGCAUGUAACAAACUGUUUUACCUAUUUUUCGGUUUGUUUAACAGAAAAUACAUUCAGCCAAAAAAAGAUGUAAAUAAUUUAUUUCAUUUGUAGUUUCUUUUCUUCUUCUUCUUUUUUUUUUUUUUUUUAAAGAAACUAUUGAUGCUUUACUCCCUUUUGCUGUCAAUGACAACCUUGUUUACUGUUUAUCUUUUUGUGAAGGAUUCUCCUUGCUCUGACUUUGUAAAACUUUCUUAUCUUUUACUUAAAAAGAUUCUUCCUAUUAUAUUUUGUCAUAUGGACAAUAAACAAGUUUACACACUGUA